AUGGAUGCAGUUUUGGGUUUCGCGAGAAAAGAUGUUGAAAUAAAAGCGGACGCAUCAUCGACAUUAUUAACUGAUUUGCAUAUUAAAUUCAUCGAAACUUAUUUACAAAAUCCAUUAGAAUACGUAUUAGUGGAGCACCGUAAAUUGGGUGGAAUAUAUUGGUGUUUAAAUGCAAUGGACUUGAUGAAUAAGCUGGAGGGAGUUAAUUGCGAUGAAAUUGUGCAGCAUGUAAAGACAUGUCAACAAGAUAGCGGCGGAUUUUCUCCAGCUGAAAAGCAUGAUGCGGAAUUGUUAUAUACAUGUAGUGCAAUCCAGAUUUUGGUCAUACUUGAUCGACUUGAUGAAAUCAAUAGGGAUGCUGUCGCUGAAUAUGUUUCUUCGUUACAAAAUCAGGAUGGAAGUUUCGUUGGCGGAUUAACCGAAGUUGAUACUCGAUUUUCAUUCUGCGCCAUUUUAACACUCUUUUUAAUUAGACGAAUGGAUGUUAUAAAUAUUCCAAAAGGUGUUGAAUUUGUUAUGAAAUGUUAUAAUUUUGAUGGUGGGUUCGGCACCAAGCCAGGAUCUGAAAGUCAUGCUGGCCAAGUUUAUUGCUGUCUUGGUUUUUUAGCAGUUUCUGGAUAUUUAGAUUUAAUUGAUACAAAUAAAACUGCACGUUGGCUUGCUAAGCGGCAAUGUAAAUCUGGUGGUCUUAACGGUCGGCCUGAUAAACUUCCUGAUGUUUGUUAUUCGUGGUGGGUACUUGCUUCACUUGAGAUUAUUCACUGCCUUGAUUGGAUUGACAAAGCACUGAUAAGACGGUUUAUAUUAGCUUGUCAAGAUAAGCAAGAAGGAGGAAUAUCAGAUCGUCCGGGUGAUGUUCCUGAUCCAUUUCAUACUAUAUUCGGUUUAGCUGGAUUGAAUUUAUUGGGAGAAAUCUCAUUAGCUGCGAUUGACCCAGUUUUUUGCAUGACGAAACGAUCUCUAAAAAAUUAUCGUUUAUAA
Messenger RNA from Dracunculus medinensis (Guinea worm), 981 nucleotides. NCBI's taxonomy places the organism in Eukaryota, Metazoa, Nematoda, Chromadorea, Rhabditida, Dracunculidae. The record is from the annotation of a GenBank genome assembly.